Naegleria fowleri is the source of this 1182-nucleotide messenger RNA. RefSeq lists its product as uncharacterized. The record is from RefSeq and is a predicted model, not a curated record. NCBI's taxonomy places the organism in Eukaryota, Heterolobosea, Eutetramitea, Acrasida, Naegleriidae. The transcript has a single exon. Bases 1 to 1182 code for a protein of 393 amino acids.
AUGACAUUCGGAGGACAUUACACGCCGUAUUUUGAUCCUUCUUUUGAUGCUCACAAAGAAUAUCGCAAAGAAUUUAUUCUCAAAAAGUAUCGAAGCACUUCCAACAAAUUGCAAUCAAGUUCAUACUCUAAAUUGUUUGAAGAACGAUCGUUAAGAGGAAUCAGCGCGUGGCUGAAAGAACAAGCAACCGAAACGGAGAGAAAAGAGUUCCAUGCACUAUUCAAACGUUUAGGUGAUUAUUAUCAAAAAUUGCAAUCACAAAACAAUCCAUUCAAAGCUGAGAGUGAAGUGGAUCGAUUUUUCUAUGUUGCAAGCAGUUAUGGUCAUGGCGUGUUAACAGAAAAGGCAAUCAAAUCUGUGGCGGCCUAUUUUAAAAAUCAUUCGGAUACAUGUCAGUCAGAUAUGAAUGUCUUUAAAUACGUUAUGGCUGCAUUGUCAAGCUUUAGAAAACAUAUUCAACCAACGUCUCAUGAGCAAAGUGUGUUUUUAGAAUCCACUCCUCAUUUACUUGAUCAGAAGAAAAGUAAACCAGUGUAUGAAGUUGCAGCUGAGAAAUGGCAAAACAGUAAGACAAAUUCCCAACAAGGAGAUCGACCGAAAUCAGCACCCGCAAUUCAAAACAUUUCCUUUCAACGAAAGAGUGUAAUGAACAGCACUUUUACUAACUCUGGGUUGACAGCUCGACCAUCCACGUCAAAUCUAUCCAAAAUGCAUGAUCGAAAUUUCAACACAAAAAAACCAUACGCUUACCUUCCAACGCAAGGAACCAAUCUCCCAACAUCAAAAACAUAUUUUGCAAGACCAAGCUCGAAAACAUUGUCACACUAUGUAAGAACAGAACCUGCAUGGAAGGCUACUUCUUGCCCAACUGCAAGUGGUGGAGUAGUGGAACCAGCGUUUACUCCUGUGUUGGAUGAAAAUGAUGCUGAACCCAAAAACUCUGCUCGUUCCUCAACAUCUGCAAGGUCAGGCAAAGACACCAAACAGCCAACAACAUCAAAACCAACACCAACCAAGGAACGUAAAAUAUCAAUAGGGAAGACCACAUACAGCACAACUUUCCAACCUCAGGCAAAUAUAAAAUCGCAGCCGUUUCAUCAGACAACUCACCACUCAAAACCUUUUGGAGAUUAUGGAACUGUCGAUUUUCAAACAGAAUACUGCAGGAGAUUUAAACGAUGA